Messenger RNA from Andrographis paniculata, 767 nucleotides. RefSeq lists its product as uncharacterized. The record is from RefSeq and is a predicted model, not a curated record. The coding region runs from base 142 to 543 and encodes 133 amino acids. The transcript has a single exon. NCBI's taxonomy places the organism in Eukaryota, Viridiplantae, Streptophyta, Magnoliopsida, Lamiales, Acanthaceae.
CCGCGCCGCACUGGAUCAGUACAAACAGCAAUAAUACACUGCUCCAACAACGAGUGAGUGACUGAGUUGACAGCCACACACACACACACAAACUCAUCAAAGAGGGAUCUUUAAUUCGAUUUGAGAAUUACUCUUAUUAUCAUGUACGGAAGGAGGACGACGACAUGGUCGAUCUUGGAGGUGUUAUCUCUGAACCCUUUGCCUUACCCAGUGCUGCUGAUUCUAGGGGUCAUCUUCCUCUUCCUCGGCCUCCAAUGGUACGUCACCUACGAAUCCGUCGUGGAGGCCACCGAGGAGAGCAUGGGCUGGCUGCUUAUGGCCGCGCCGCUGCUGAUUCUGUUCGCCGUCCGGUGGCUGUCGGCGUGGGACGGAUCGACAUGGUGGUUCGGCGGCGGGGAUAGGAGGCGGAGGAACUACUACUUCUCCGGGAACGACGGGGAGUCCGGCGGCGGGGCGUCGCCGUGGGGGGUGGCGCUGCUGAUCGUGUUGCUGCUUGUGAUGGUGCAGUAUCAGUCUGUGUUCUUGGAGGGUUGGUUCAUAUGAUCAUAUCAAUCAAUCAAUCAUCUUUAUUAUCAGUUUGUAAUUUUAAUAUGUUAAUUAAUUAAUUCCAGGCCAGAUUAGUUUGAUGUUUUUGUAAGAUUGUUGUUGUUGUUGUAGGGUGGGUGAAGUUUUGCAUUUGCUUAUUACACGUUAGCUUGAGGUAGCGGUGUACUGUGAUAUACUAAUAUAUAUAUAUAUGCUGAAAGCAUCUUUUGUGAUCAGACCAA